Molecule: messenger RNA, 276 nt
Organism: Strongylus vulgaris
Lineage: Eukaryota; Metazoa; Nematoda; Chromadorea; Rhabditida; Strongylidae
Source: the annotation of a GenBank genome assembly
AUGGAUAAAACGGAGGAUGUAGCAGCCUUCGAAUACAAGAGGCUUCCAUUCGGCGUUGAAUAUGCGAAGUCAUCUCGCUCGUUCUGUAAGGGAUGCAAGAGCACAAUCGGCCAGGAUAGCAUACGUAUGUCGGUGCGGGAACCUAGUCGAUUUUUCGAUGGUUUGCAGGACAAUUGGUUUCAUCUUGCAUGCUUUUGGAAAAGGCUCAAGCCAGGGAAGACAGAAAUUAACGAGAGGUCAAUUAGAGGCAUGGAUAUGCUCAAGUGGGAUGAUCAG